Molecule: messenger RNA, 2721 nt
Organism: Clonostachys rhizophaga
Lineage: Eukaryota; Fungi; Ascomycota; Sordariomycetes; Hypocreales; Bionectriaceae
Source: the annotation of a GenBank genome assembly
AUGACCUUCCCGGAUGACCCGACACAUACCAUUCGCGAAAUGGCCCAUGAAUGUGUCCAACGCUUCGAGAGUAUCGAGGCCAACUGCGAUGAGUCUAUACUUUCAAGGGAAAUAUCGCCGGAGGUUUACUUGCCCGGUGACGAAAUAGAACCCACCUUCACUUUCUCCAGCACUCGAGAGGAGUUCGACCUUUGGAUCUAUGAUACCGCGGUACUAUCACCCAAGCCGUGGUCAUUAGAUUUCAAGACAGAAGGGUCAGAGGUUUACUUGCAGUUGAUGCUUGACUCUUUGCGCAGGAUGACAAAAUCGUUAGCCUCCAUUGAUGACCGUUUUACAAUUCCCUUGGCUGCCCUCACCCCAAAUUCCAUCGAGAAAUUUGAAUAUGUCACUAGAUGGGUACAUGAGGCCAUAGACAUGCUACGCAGAGUGGCCGACAGCCUUCGAAAACUGCGCGAAAGGAAUGUUCAGCAAAGGAGCAUGGCCAGGUUCGCCAACUUUACCAAUGAGGACUUCGUAUUUCGAGACAACAUUACACACCUGAUACGGGGUCGGUUCCCGGCAGCUGGAGCACGAUUGCAUACGCUGCUGGGGGAGUCCAUAGCUAUUCGGCGUCGAAGACUCCUGGACAAACGUCUCCACACAAGCAAGAUUCGCACUAGGCGUGCAACCAGAGAUGGCCCUCUGGUAGAGGAACACGACGACCGGAUGCUGCCAGAUGCUCCGCUAGAUGCCAGCCUCUCGACUCAAAACAGAGCAGCGGAUCAUUCGGAAGGGUCAGGGAAUAGUGUUCCUAAGUUCUCUCUCCCAGGCCACCAAGAUGAGAGAUUUGUUUUCACCACCGUUCACUUGUCAAAAGACGACUGUUUUAAGUAUCCACCUACUCCAGUAAUGGCUGAAGGAGAAACUUGCAUUCAAUGCCCUUUCUGCUCUGAUGAGUUGGAGUUAGGGUCCGACACUAGCAAGGCCUGGGAGGACCACAUGCACAAGGACCUCACGCCAUACCUAUGCCUCCUCCCUGAAUGUGCUGCGGGCCUGACAUUCUUUGAGACUCGCACUGAAUGGAAAGCCCACAUGAGUACAAGGCAUUAUUCAGACUGGAUGCUCAAAGUCGUGCCAAAGUGGUACUGCAGUCUCGAUCAUGACCUGCUUCAAACCUUCCAAACUGAGGGCGAAUGGAGAGAUCACAUGAAAGACACCAGUAGUCAUUAUCUCAAACGAAGACCACCAACCGAGGCCCAAUUAGAUCACUUAGCCAAUGAAUUUGACGAGAUCGCCCCUUCCAGGGAGUUUCUCUGCCCUCUUUGCAGGAGAAUUCCAAACAAUACAGAAGAGUUCUCGGGUAAAGACAGUACCUCAUCUUCAAUGACGAAUAGCCUCCUCCUUGACCAUAUCGCAGGCCAUCUUGAAUCACUGUCAUUGAAGGCGCUUCCCCCCUUUUCGGAUCCUAGCCUGGGCUUGUCUUGCAAUGACCAGCAGUCGAGCAACCCGCGACAACCAAGCGAGAAGAAAGCUACGGAUAUAGAGACUCCUACCGAUGAGGUCAAGCGGUUAUCACCCUCUCAUGAGCCACAAGUCAUUCGCGAUUUUAUCCGCUCUUGCGAAGCCAUUGACGAGGUGACAUCCUCUCCUUUGACAAAAUGCGAAUGCUGCGGGCAAGACGCUCUCGAAGGAGCCAUCCCGAUUAGUCGAGCUAGGCAUAUCAUAACUUACGACGAGAUGGACUUCUUUACAGAGUCUGACGCAGAGACCAACUCCCUCAGAAACUGUCCUUGCUGCGGGCAGGACGCUAACAAAGGAGUUCUUACGUCUGGCCCAAUCAAAAUGUUUUCGAAGGUGCCCAAAAUUCCUGUCUCCAUAGGUUUUGGCCAAGGAUACUGGCUAGGGUGUAAUCGCUCCAAGGUUCCAGGCUGGUUCCAUAUUUGGGCGUCAUGGCGGAUGCGGGGUGAUUCCUACCCUCGAAUGGACCCAAUCUUGAUUUGCUUAACUCACCCAUGCUUUCCAGUCAUGUGUCCAAAACAUCCACUUCCAAAAGUGCAUGACUCUACAAAUGUCAGCACCAAUCGCGAGCUCGAUAUAUUACUAUUGAGAGCAUCGCAGGCUUGUCAUCGUGAAGCAGUUAAAUACUUCAUCAUCGAGGGGGCAAAUGUCAAUACAGUUGACCAUCUUGGGAUGUCACCGCUCUCAUGGGCAGCAGUGUUGGGAGACGGGAUUGUUGUCCAAUCACUUCUUGAGAAUAAGGCAGACAUUGAGCAACGCGACAAAGCAUUUGAUCGAACACCAUUGUCGUUGGCAGCCCUUAAUGACCACCAGGCUGUUGUACAGCGACUUCUCAAUGCUGGGGCGAAUGUUCACUCAUGCGAUUCGUCAAACCGUACACCACUCUUCUGGGCUGUGUCUAGAGGCCAUGAAUGGAUCGCGAAAACGCUUUUAGCCUUCGGCGCACGCUAUCAAGAUUCAGGUCCUUUUUUCCCCAUGAGCUAUUCUGGCCAUAUUACAGAUGAUUCGUUGCCCCACCCUGCUAUGAUGGAUCGCCUCUGGUUAAGCAUUCGAGAAAGAGAUAAAGCAGCUGUGGUUAUAUUUCUUGACCAACAUCAUCAACACAUUCAUAAAAGGCAUUUCUAUUCAGGGAAAACGAUACUAGAUCUUACUAUCCAAAAAAUGGACUGGGAAGCCGUCAAAAUGCUUUUGCAAUACGACGCCGAGAGGCUGCAACACAGAUAA